AUGGAGCAGCAUGAAGCCUUACAGCUACGUUACGUACACCAAGUAGGCGUAGUACAAGAAAGAUUUCAGGAGUAUCUGGAAGCUCGAAUCAACGACCCAGCAUCUGAGGCAGUGAGUUUGCACUCCUCACGACACAGCAAUCGUGAAGGUUUGCAGUUUAGCUCCCGCCAUCCCCUCUUGAGAAGUGACGACGUCACGUCUAACAGGGCUCAACCUUCUCAAUUGACCAGCAGAGCGGCACCACGCAACAGUAUUGAGUUAUCGGUAGGCUUAGAACGGGUUGAUGUUCGUGAUGGAACUGAUUUGGAGAUGGAGCAAGCCGAAAGGGACCUUCAACGUUUGAUUCUGGAGGUAGAUGACGGAGCCAGUUCCCGUUCCGCAUCAAGAGGAUUUAAAGACAUCGUCGGAUGGUGUGACAACCAGCGCCGGUGGAUCUCUCCUGAAGCAGAUGGAAGGGCGGAUAGCCUACCUGAUGAGUGGAUCGACCUUUACAGUUCCGGCCGACUGCUGCCAAUACACGACCAGAACCUAGGUUCUCGCUCUUCAGUGAGGGCGGAUUUGGAGCUUUAUUACGGCAAAGCCCUAGAUUGGUUUUGUUGGAUCGAUUUAUUUCGAGCCUUAGUGCACGACUCGAACAAAUCCGCCGGCGAAAAGCUCGCACUACUUAAACGACAUUUGAGAGGAGACUGUGCCGACAUAGUGCAUGGCUUGGGAGGAGGUGAAGCAGCCUAUAUUGAAGCCCUUACAAGACUAAAGCAGACGUGUGGCAGACGUGAUGUGAUGCGGGCAGCACACUUGCAGGCCAUUGAUAAGUUAGAGCUGAAGCACGAUCCCUCUAACUUCAAACGCUACGCGGAGAAGUUACGCACUCAUCUUUUCGACCUCAGCUGGAUUGGAGUGACCUCUUCCGCAGAUCUAAUCGAAAGGGUCUGCCAACGCCUACAGCUACAAGACCGAUUAGCCUGGAAUAUGGAGCGUCGUGGGGAAGUUGAAGAUCGCACAUUAAACUCGUUUGGAAGUUGGCUCUGCGUUCGCGCAUCCGCCUACCAAAACGCCUAUAGCAUAGCAGCCGAUCAGUUACCUUCACCUUCUACCAAGACUAAUCAUCGUCAUCAAGUCCGGUCACAUCAAAGUGUCACCAAAACUCAGACCGAAGUCACCCCGCCGAAACCAAGAGUAGUAGUCGCUUUCUGUUUUCGCUGUGAAAAGGAACAUCGUCUCGCCGAAUGCGAAGAUUUUAAGACCCUCUCAGUGGGAGACCGAGUAGGUUUGUGCGCCAAACAUCGACUGUGUUUCAGCUGCCUGGGAUCGAAACAUAGUGCAAGAGAUUGUAAUUACAGGAAGGCCUGCAAGUUCGAAGGUUGUAAAUAUACUCACCACCCCCUCUUGCACGAUUUCUCAAGUGGCCUAAGUGAAAGUGCCCGAAACAACACUCUACGAGCCGCCCAACCAGCUCGUCACAAAAUUGCCAUGAGGAUGAUACGCUUAGAAAUCAUUGCCGCUGAUGGUACGAUAACUCCAACGAACGUCUUCGUAGAUGAAGGAAGCGAUACGCCGUUGAUGAGGCAAGGACUUGCAAGCCGCUUGAGCAUUCGGGGCCCUCGACAAGUAUUAGAAGUGGAUGGGGCCGGUGGAGUUGUCAACCGUUAUUCUUCACAGAAAAUCGAAAUCCAGAUGCGCUCAACUACCGGGGAAACUUUUAAGUUGCUGCUUUCCACCUUACCACAAGUAGCAGCACCUACACCGAAGAUCGACUGGCCGAAUCUGAAGCACCGGUGGGCUCAUCUGUCCGACCUACCAGUUAAGGAAACGGGUGGACCAGUUGAUGUCCUGAUAGGAAUGGAUUACGGACAUCUGUUGGCGGUAUUAGAGUCGAGAUACGGAGGGGAAUCUGAGCCAAUAGCUUCUCGUACGAGGUUGGGGUGGAUCCUUCGGAGAGUUAUCGACAGAGACUCCACUGUGACUACAGCGAGGCUUCACAAGAUUACGAACGAGUUUCGCAGCUGUGACAAUAUCAACAUCAACUAA
Molecule: messenger RNA, 2028 nt
Organism: Daphnia carinata
Lineage: Eukaryota; Metazoa; Arthropoda; Branchiopoda; Diplostraca; Daphniidae
Exons: 1
Coding region: 1-2028 (675 amino acids)
Source: RefSeq, a predicted model, not a curated record